Molecule: messenger RNA, 576 nt
Organism: Rubroshorea leprosula
Lineage: Eukaryota; Viridiplantae; Streptophyta; Magnoliopsida; Malvales; Dipterocarpaceae
Source: the annotation of a GenBank genome assembly
ACUCCCCUCUCCUCUCAUUUCAUGGCACUUUUUUCUAAAAUACUAACUCAGACUGAUAUCGAUAAAAGACUGGCGAUCCCAACUAAGUUCAUGAGGCAGCAUCUGCCAGAAUUUCCAGGGGGCACACUAAACUUGAUGGUCGAGGAUGUGCGCGGACAUGACUGGUCCUUUGGCUAUAGCAUUCGUAGAGAAGGCCACCCGAAGCCUGUUCUCCAAGCGGGUUGGCUCGAUUUCGUCCGCGACAAUUGCCUCACUCCAGGUGACAGAAUCACAUUUUGGCAAGACCAAAAUGCUGCCAACGGUCCACGGUACAAGAUUGCAGCAGAAAGAAAAAUCAAAUUGCUUGGUCGAGAAUUCUACGCGGCAGUCUGAAUUAAAUACGCAAAUUAAGCACAUGAAUGCCUACAAAUAAUUAAGAAAAUGGUUUGCUUUAAUUAUUGUUGCGGUAUACAUGUAAGUUUGCUCUGAUUAUUCUUGUGGUAUACAUGUACUCUUCGUUUAAUUUAGGUGUGAACUCUCUUCUUUUUAUUUUUCUAAAUGAUGGCGUAUAGUCUUCAAAAAAACAAUUUGAUUUGA